UACUCUGAUCGAGUGCUGUUUCGGUGCAGAUAAUUGGCAAGACGCCCCUGGUGCACCUCAACCGUGUGGUGGAGGGUUGUGUUGCCCGAAUUGCUGCGAAGCUUGAAAUGAUGGAGCCCUGCUAAGGUGUCAAAGACAGGAUUGCGUAUAGAAUGAUUGCAGAUGCUGAGGAAAAGGGUCUGAUUAAGCCGGGAGAGGUUAGUUUUGGUUGGUCAAGUUUCUUCAUGUAGACUAUCCAUCUGUAAAAGCUGUUCAAAAUGGCAAGUCUAUUCCAUUCAUGUUGGAAAGCCUCUGAUUCUCUAUAUCGCUUGGUGCCUCUUGGGCGAUGUAACUUUUGGUGUAAUCCAAGUUGGUUGAAUAAAUUGAUCAUGGAUUUGACAAUCAAAUAAGGCAUGAAUGUGCUUUAAAUCCUCAUUUGUCUAGUACAUCAACUCCACUGAAAAACUGCAAAGGUUUGAGUCUGUGCCUGAUAAACUCAGUGUAACAAGAAAAAGUUUAUAUAUGUGCCAAGUGAAACUAUGGAACUGACGAAACUUCUUCUGUUGUGAUGUGUUCAAGAGUGUUAUGACUGAGCCUACUAGUGGUAGCACCGGAAUAGGGCUGGCAUUUAUGGCUGCUGCCAAGGGUUAUAAACUUAUAAUUACCAUGCCCGCUUCAAUGAGUCUUGAAACAAGAACCAUUCGCCGUGCUUUUGGAGCUGAUCUUGUCCUCACGGAUCCAGCCAGGGGCAUGAAAGGCUCUGUUAAAAAGGCUGAAGAGAUAGUGGAAAGAAUACCCAAUGCAUACAUGCUUCAUCAAUUUGAGAACCCUGCCAAUCCCAAGAUCCAUUAUGAAACGACUGGACCAGAGAUAUGGAAAGGUUCAGGAGGCAAAGUUGAUGCCCUCGUUUCUGGGAUAGGAACUGGAGGUACAAUAACAGGAGCAGGAAAAUAUCUCAAGGAGCAGAACCCUAAGAUCAAGCUCUAUGCUGUAGAACCUGCGGAAUGUGCAGUAUUAUCCGGUGGCAAACCUGGUCCGCAUAAAAUACAAGGCAUUGGUGCUGGCUUCAUCCCUGGAGUGCUAGAUGUGAAUUUAUUUGAUGAAGUUAUUCAAGUAUCAAGUGAAGAAGCUAUUGAAACUGCCAAGCUGCUUGCAGUGAAGGAGGCUUUGCUGGUCGGAAUAUCGUCGGGUGCAGCUGGUGCAGCCGCAAUUAAUAUUGCAAAGAGGCCAGAAAAUUCUGGAAAGCUCAUUGUGGUCAGUAAAUUUGCUUUUAUUGGACGUCGUUAGCAGAAUAUCAUGUAUUUUACAAGUGACUUCGCAAUAACAUAGCCGUGUAAGCAAGCGCAUAUCUUCUUGUUCGGUGAGUUCGGCUUACUUAAGUUUU
Messenger RNA from Eucalyptus grandis, 1363 nucleotides. RefSeq names its product cysteine synthase-like. The record is from RefSeq and is a predicted model, not a curated record. Lineage: Eukaryota; Viridiplantae; Streptophyta; Magnoliopsida; Myrtales; Myrtaceae. Gene Ontology annotation, molecular function: cysteine synthase activity. Gene Ontology annotation, cellular component: cytoplasm. The coding region runs from base 565 to 1266 and encodes 233 amino acids. The transcript is spliced from 7 exons.